Molecule: messenger RNA, 1655 nt
Organism: Hippocampus comes (tiger tail seahorse)
Lineage: Eukaryota; Metazoa; Chordata; Actinopteri; Syngnathiformes; Syngnathidae
Gene: slc31a1
Product: solute carrier family 31 member 1
Exons: 6
Coding region: 381-1001 (206 amino acids)
Biological process (GO): copper ion transmembrane transport
Cellular component (GO): membrane
Molecular function (GO): copper ion transmembrane transporter activity
Source: RefSeq, a predicted model, not a curated record
CGUCACCUACGGAAGUGACCCCCCCACCGUGCUCUCAGACGGGCAACAGAACCGACGACGACCCUAACUACACUACCACAUUCUGUCUUUUUUCCCAAUUUUUGCUAUUUUCUUCUCUCCACAUCGCAUUUUUCCUCCGUUUUUUGUCUGCCUCGUGGAAGAAUUCCCGGAAGUCUUCUAGGGGAACUGCACUAGUCUGGGCUGAGGUUCAUUCUUGGUCCAAGACUCGACUCUACUGGCCUGCCUAAAGGUCAAAGACUAGACCGGACUGCACUAGGCUUUACUAAAUUGGACUAGACUAGUCCGGACUAGGCUGUACUAGACUGGACCAGACUUGACCAGACUAGUCUUCGCUAAACUGGAUUGGACUGUGUAAAGCCAUGAAUCACAGCUCAAUGCAGAUGAACCACGACAACCACCAUGAACACGUCCACCACCCGGGUCACGCUAUGGUGACCACGCCCAUGCCUACAAAUGGGGGCGGACAUGACCACGGAGGCGGAGCUGCUGGAGGGGGCCAUGGAGGACAUGGUGGACAUGAGGGACAUGGAGGCAUGGCAAUGACAUUCUACUUUGGCUACGAGAAGGUGGAGCUGCUCUUCAGCGGACUUCUCAUCAACUCGCCCGGAGAAAUGGUGGGCGCAUGCCUGGGCGUGUUCCUGUUGGCCGUCCUGUACGAGGGUCUGAAGAUGGGGCGGGAGGCGCUGCUGCGGCGCAGUCAAGUCAACGUGCGCUACAACUGCAUGCCGCUGCCCGGCGCGGACGGCACUAUACUCAUGGAGACGCACAAGACUGUCGGGCAGAGGAUGCUAAGCCCCUCCCACUUCCUUCAGACUCUGCUGCACAUCAUCCAGGUGGUGGUCAGUUACCUGCUGAUGUUGGUCUUCAUGACAUACAAUGCGUACCUGUGCAUGGCAGUGGCAGCGGGCGCCGGCGCCGGCUACUUCCUGUUCAGCUGGCGCAAGGCGGUGGUGGUGGAUAUCACGGAGCACUGUCAUUAGCGCUUCCCGUCAUUAACGCUUCUUGUCAUCAGUUUGUUUAGCUGGCAGAGACGCCGACAAACAUUGCUGUAAGAUGGUUGGCACGAAAACCUCGGGAUGAUUGGAAGUGAGGUCGAACCAAUGCGAUGGGAACUGUAGUUUGUAGCUUGAUUUGCACACACUCGUCAGCCGCUAAUUCGUGAACGUUUUGAGAAGUGUACACACUCGUGACAUCAUGUUAGUGGUUAAUUGUGUUAAUUAUGAGUGUUUUUAAAUGUGUUUUUUUUUUUUAGUUUGUUCUCGAGUGCCAUGACAUCAGACGCUAAUGCUAACAACCUGCUCCUAGUGUCAGUGUUAGCUGUUAGCGUAGCAAGCGGCCAUUACACAUUUUAUCUAUUUGUUUAGCAUCUUUGAUACAAUCAGACUGACUAAAUUUUCUUGUUUGGUUUUUAGUAUAUGUAAUGAAGAGACGUGAAACCAAAAUGUUUACUUUUUAGGGGAGGUUCUGAAAGGUUAUACGGGCCUUAAAGACACACGCUGCCUUAACAGUCUUUAUGUUCAAUGCGACAAAUUGUCUUGUCAAUUGAAGGGACCAAUCUUGAUGGAGGAGAUUAAGAAAGAAAAGUUAUGUAUGCUGGAAUCACUUAAACAAAUAAAAUUUGUAAGUGUCCACUU